Metopolophium dirhodum (rose-grain aphid) is the source of this 3155-nucleotide messenger RNA. Its product is annotated as diacylglycerol kinase epsilon-like. Lineage: Eukaryota; Metazoa; Arthropoda; Insecta; Hemiptera; Aphididae. The transcript is spliced from 9 exons. Gene Ontology annotation, molecular function: ATP-dependent diacylglycerol kinase activity. The record is from RefSeq and is a predicted model, not a curated record. Bases 398 to 1993 code for a protein of 531 amino acids.
UGGUGUUAGGAUUAAAUAUUUAAAUGAAAUAAAUUGUACUUAAAAAGUUGAAAAUACAAAUUUCAUUACCGUAUGCUUAUCAGCAAUUUUUAAAUGACAAAAAUAAAACCUAUACGUAAUACGUAUACGUAGUAUCAUACGGACAAUACCGCUCAUAGCGCACUUUAAAACAAAAGCCCUUGCGCAUUUAGCAUUAUAUUAUGCAAAAUUGCCAAAAAGUCAGAUAAUAUGUGCUGAAUACUGUGCAACGCCGAAACACUAUCGACUGUCAGUUGUAUUUUAAAUUUAAAUUAUUUAAUAUAGGAAUGGAUACAGUUUAGCAGAGUUUGAAAAGUAAAUCGAUAAUGGUACUAUCUACUUACAUAAUUGGUUAACCGUUUUAUGUAUUAGAUUUAACAUGUUUUUGGAUACAGAUGAUUUAGUGACAUCCAGUAUAAUUGCAUUUCUGAUUGCAAUUGUAGUUUUUGUCUUUAGUAUUAAAGCGUUCAGAUGGUUGUCCCCUGAACAUUAUGUGGCCGACAAAAGUUUAUCAUCUCAUGUGUGGGUCGAAAAACCAAGUUACAUAUUAAGUGAUCCUAAUGCCUGUAUUGUAUGUGAAACAUUGACGCAUGGAUCGAAAGUUCGAUACUGUGAUAAUUGUGGGAUCUUCGUUGACAUAGGUUGUGUAAAAAAAGCCAACAAACGAUUAAGCUGUAAGAUUUUAAGCACCAAUAGACCACCUAAGACUUUCAUACACCACUGGAACAAGUCUCUGUUAAUUGAUGUUACAUGUUGUGUUUGUUCCUCUGAUGAUGACACUGAUAGUGAUCUUGGACAUUUUUUUCAAUGUAUAUGGUGUAGGAGAUUUUUACACGAAAAUUGUAUUACGCAAUUUAGUCAGAAAUGUGAUUUUGGAAUAUAUCGGCAAUAUAUUAUACCGCCAUUUUGUAUAAAAACAAAUAAUCGAUUUAAAAAUAUAUCCAAGCAAACAAUUGAAAAAGUUAUUCACCCUGGUUGGGAAAAGUGGACACCUUUAAUCAUAUUUGCAAACAAGAAGUCUGGUAAUAAUGAUGGAGCUCUAAUAAUUUCACAUUUCCGGCGUUUACUAAAUCCUAUACAGGUGUAUGAUGUUAUUGACUGCCCUCCAGAAAAAGCUUUAGAUUGGUUAAAAACCACACAGCUGGAAUGUGUUUUUGUCUUAGUUGCUGGUGGUGAUGGUACAGUAGCUGGUGUAUUAAACAGCAUUCAUAAUUUGCAAUUAAGAAUAGAUCCCGCUGUAGGUAUUAUACCACUUGGUACAGGCAACGACUUGUCUAGGGUAUUGGGAUGGGGAACUUCAUACUCUGACUCUGAUUGUUCCGGAAUAGUGAAUUCUCUUGAUAAUAUUUCAGUUGUAAAAUUAGAUAGAUGGAAAGUGAAAAUUUUGUCAAAUGUUCUGAAGAAGAUAAAAAUAACAAACACUAUCACAAUGUACAAUUAUUUAGGAAUCGGUUUAGACGCUCAAAUAACAUUGAAUUUUCAUCGUACUAGAAAGUCACCAUUAUACUUAUUCAAUAGUACACUGUUGAAUAAGGUGAUAUAUGUAGGGUGUGGUACACAACAAUUUCUAGAACAUCAGUGUAAAGGACUGCCUGAUAUGAUUGAGUUAUAUAUGGAUGACAAAAAAAUAGUUUUACCAGAUAUAGAAUCCAUUGUAAUUGUGAAUAUUGAAUCUUGGGGUGCUGGCGUAAAUUUAUGGAAAUUAGGAGCUAACGAUGGUAAUGAGUUUGGUGCACAAUUCAUUGAUGAUGGAUUGUUAGAAGUACUUGGCAUACGAUCUUCCAUACAUAUUGCACAGCUAAAAAUGGGAAUUGCUGAACCCAUUAGAAUUGGUCAAGCAUCUGUAAUCAGAGUAAAAUUAUUACAAAAAUUACCGGUUCAGGUUGAUGGUGAACCUUGGCUCCAACCAAAGUGUGAAUUUGUGCUUAAGCGGUGUAAUCAAGCUACAGUUUUGAAGUUGUCAAAUAUAAUUUAACAAAGUAAAUUUAUUUUUAUUAUUAUUAAUAUACAUUAUUAUGCCUCAUACCGUCCAUUGACUUUUGGGGAGGCUUUUAAAAACAUUACCGCCUUUACAUAGCAGUUAAACAGUAUCACAUAUUUCAGUUAUAGGUCAUACUAGUUAUUAUUUAAUAUUUAAAGUACUUUUUAAUAAUAAAAGUAAAUUUAUGUCAUCUUGUCUAAUUCCCAUAUAUUUUUUAUAGUUGGACUUAGCUAAAACUUGAAUAAACUAUAAUGUUAAAUUCUUGUGCCAAAUAUUCAAAUAUAUAUAUUUUAAACAUUAUUAUGCUAUACAGUUGCACUGUAAAAUUAGUCAGCAAAUAUUUUAUUUUUAAUAUUUACUAGGAUUUUCCUAGUAAUUUAGAUAAAACACUAACAUUUUCAUUCAAUUAUUGAAAUUUUAAAAUUAUAAAUAAACAUUAAUUAAUAUAUUUUGAAUGCAAUAACUGGUGUCAUCUGGUAUUUCUUGAAAAACCAUUAUGAUAUUCUUUGUGUGGACUAAAAUACUGAAUAGUUCUAAUUUAAUUUGUUAUAAAAUAAAAUAAUUUUUUAAGGAUUACACUAAUUUGGACUAAAAUAAAUGUAUUGUAAAAAUUGUAAAAAUCUCUAAUAACCAAAAUAUAAAAGUAUAUUAAUUGUUAUUAUACAUAAUGUUGUAUCUAUUUUAAUUUAUAUCAACAAUAAUAUAAUUGUAAAUACUAAAUAUCACAUUCCUAUAUUUUAAAGAAUUUAUUGAGUUUGGAUAACUUAAUUUUUUAAAUAUUAAACUAUUAUCUAUUAUUAAUUUAAUACAUUUUGAUCUGAUGUAAAAAUAGAAUAUUAAAAGAAUGAUAUUAGGAUAAACUGUUUUAUACUCGCAUAACUCUUACUGAUUAAAUGUAUACCUAUAUUAUAAUAUAAUAUUAUUUAAUAUGUAUAUUAAUUACUAAAAACUAUAAAUGUAUUAGAAUAUAGUGUAUAUAUAGUGAUUAUAUUUACAAUAUUACAUGGAAGUAGGAAUUAUUUAACUAUUUUUAUUAAUACUAAAAAUAGGGUUUUUUAUAUAUUGUAGAUAAGUGUUAUAAAACAGUGUAAAAUAAUGAAUAAGGUUAUUUUGUUAUUUAUUUAUUAAAUAAAGAUCUGAUUGUCAUGAACUUACG